Protopolystoma xenopodis is the source of this 528-nucleotide messenger RNA. The record is from the annotation of a GenBank genome assembly. NCBI's taxonomy places the organism in Eukaryota, Metazoa, Platyhelminthes, Monogenea, Polystomatidea, Polystomatidae.
GCCCGUCCGCCAGUGAACUGCUGCCAUGUGCCAUGCAUCCUUAAGCCACGGACUGUUGGUACAGACUCGAGCCCACCUCGGCCUCAUCACCAGCUCCGGCGCGGCUCAAAUCCUCGACUGACGGACUCUUCGAGGCGUCAACGAGACGCACGCUCGCCGACUAGUCUAGACGUGAACAGCUUAUGCCGACUCAGCCCAACUCAUGGUCACUUCAGCAUUCAGACUAAGCAUGAUUUACCCCAAAUUCAUUGGACAGCUGAACUCACCUUACCCAAUCAGCAUUCAAAGGCGUCCACAUCGAUCGGCGCAAUGUCUGCAUCUAUGCCCUUAUUAGCAUCAACUCUCCUCGGCCAUUGGCAGGCCUCUCCUCAGAUAGUCUCCAGACCUCGCAGUCCCAAUUACUUAUUUUUUUCGCCAGAUCGAUCAAAUCCGGUGCUGAAAAUGAGUCACUUUGGUGUGGAUGAAGGAGUCAGAACACGAAAAGUGAUUGGCUUCAACCCCCGGAGUUGCUCAGACAGCCUACGCUAA